AUGUAUCGUAGAUCUUUGAAACCUGUUCAAUUAGCUACGUUAUAUGAAAUAUUAAUACCAAUCAUUCGACAUUAUUUAUUCGUUAUCUAUCUAUCUAUCUAUCUAUCUAUCUAUCUCAAUGUCUUUAUAUCUAUUCAUAUCUAUUUACCUUCAAUUUCUAUGUAUGUAUCUAUCUAUAUCAUUAUCUUUCUAUCUAUUCAUAUCUAUCUAUCUUUCUCUUCAUAUUUAUCAAUCCAUUUCAGUCUCUAUCUAGCAUCUAGCUAUCUCAGUGUCUUUCUUUCUUUCUAUCUAUCAGCCCAUCUGUCUUUUUCUAUCUAUCUAUCUAUCUAUCUAUCUAUCUUUCUCAAUUUCUUUCUGACUAUCUCACAUUCUAUCUCAAUCUCUUUUUCCUAUCUAUCUAUCUAUCUAUCUAUCUAUCUAUCUAUCUAUCUAUCUCAGUCUCUUUAUAAGGAAAUUUUCUUGUUAAACUCUGUUUAA
Messenger RNA from Acanthosepion pharaonis, 477 nucleotides. The record is from the annotation of a GenBank genome assembly. Lineage: Eukaryota; Metazoa; Mollusca; Cephalopoda; Sepiida; Sepiidae.